Molecule: messenger RNA, 1854 nt
Organism: Daphnia pulicaria
Lineage: Eukaryota; Metazoa; Arthropoda; Branchiopoda; Diplostraca; Daphniidae
Product: arylsulfatase B-like
Exons: 11
Coding region: 94-1776 (560 amino acids)
Source: RefSeq, a predicted model, not a curated record
GAAUUAUGGCGACCCACUAAGAAGUAAGAACUUGCCAUAGCCUAAUACUCAAGCCCAGCAUUUUUAGUUAAAUGGGAACCUGUCUCAGCAGAUAUGGCUUAUCUUCAUAUAGUUGCGUUGUCAUUUCUCGUUUCAUCGUCUUGGGCUUCAGGAAAACAAAUCCAGCAACCCAAUUUGAUAUUCAUUUUAGCAGAUGAUUUUGGGUGGAAUGAUGUCAGUUUUCAUGGUUCCAAACAAAUUCCAACACCCAAUUUAGAUGCCUUGGCCUUCUCAGGAUUAAUUUUACAGAACUACUAUGUGACUCCAUUAUGCACUCCAUCAAGGAGUGCUCUGAUGACUGGGAAGCAUCCUAUCCAUACAGGAAUGCAACAUGAUGUGCUCUACGGAUAUUCCAGAUAUGGGUUACCUCUGUCGGAAAUCACUCUUCCUGAAUAUUUGAAGGAUCUGGGUUACAAGAACCACAUUGUAGGUAAGUGGCAUUUAGGCCACUACACAAGUGUGUACACGCCACUUUAUAGAGGAUUUGACUCCCAUUACGGAUACUGGACCGGGCAUCAAGAUUAUUAUGAUCACACGGCUGUCGAAUGGGUACAAAUAGCGCACGAACGUCUAAAUGCGUGGGGCUACGAUAUGAGGCGAAAUCAUUCCGUCGAUUGGUCCGCCUAUGGAAAGUACACGACAACACUUUUGACGGAUGAAGCCUGUGACGUAAUUACCAAGCACGAUGUCUCCGGUCCUCUGUUUCUUUACGUGGCCCAUCUUGCCGUUCAUUCAGCCAAUCCAUAUUCCCCAUUACAAGCGCCCGAAGAAACCGUUGAAAUGUUUUCCAAUAUUGAAGAUCUCCAACGAAGAAGAUACGCAGCUAUGGUCCACGAGCUAGACGUUUCAGUUGGCAAAAUAGUGAAAUCUCUUGGCGAUAAUAACAUGUUAGAAAACACGGUCAUCGUCUUCAGCACAGACAAUGGAGGACCUGCCGCAGGGUUCAAUCAAAAUGCCGCUUCCAACUGGCCUUUAAAAGGGGUUAAAAAUACUCCUUGGGAAGGAGGUGUGCGAGCUGCUGGCUUAAUAUGGUCACCUUUGAUUCCAAAGAGCCGACGAGGUCAAGUGAUGUCUAAUCUGAUGGACAUUUCCGAUUGGCUACCAACACUGUUUGAAGCCGCUGGCGGCGAUGUUGCGACUCUUAAAGGACUGGAUGGUGUUAGCCAUUGGAAUACUGUCCUCUACGAUAAGCCAUCUGCGCGUAAUCACGUUCUCCACAACAUUGAUGAUCAGCUGGGAUAUGCCGCCAUUCGCAAAGAAAAUUGGAAGCUAGUCAAAGGAACUACAUAUGAAGGAUCGUGGGAUGGCUGGUAUGGGCCAUCUGGACGUACAAACGAAAGCUCCACGAAUUUCAUCAAUAGCGUCGACGACGUCAGUCUAAUCUACAAAAAUGCGGUACUUGAUAGUGAUGCUGCUCAGUAUAUUGCAAUGCUGGGAAUGUCUGGAACGCAGAACCUUUAUCAGCAACUCCUCGACGCAGAAAUCAGUUGUGGCGAGCGACCAGUCGAUGCACAUCCUUGUUUGCCUUUGGAUGCCCCCUGCCUCUUUGAUAUCGAACAAGAUCCAUGCGAGUACAAUAAUUUGGCUGAAAAAAUGCCUCACAUCACCGAGGACUUGCUCAGUUUACUGAGCUGGUACAAUUCAACAGCAGUGGCUCCCCUCAACACUUCUCCAGAUCCCAUGUCUAAUCCCAAAUAUUGGAACUACACAUACACAAACUGGGCUGAUUUUGUGUAAACUCGGGUAAUAUGGUUACUAUCUUCUGUAAAUUGGCUCGACAAAGUACAUUGCGGCACAUAACCUUAAAUAAUUGAA